CCGGGAAAAUGGCGGCCCCCGCCCGCGCCGCGGAGUCGCCGUCGGCCGCGGAUCCGGCGCCCGCCUCGGGGCCAGCCGAGGGAGCUAACUGCCCGCCGCAGCCCCCGCAGCAUGUCCUGGCUGCCCCGCGGCCUCGAGCCCCAAGCUCCCGAGGGCUGGGAGCGGCGGAACUCGGCGGAGCUGCGGGAGAUGCUGAGGCGCCAGGAGAGACUUUUGCGCAACGAAAAAUUCAUUUGCAAAUUGCCCGACAAAGGUAAAAAGAUCUUGGAUACAGUUGCCAAACUGAAAGCUGCUAUUGCUGAUCGUGAAGAGGAUAGAGGAAAAAGUGAACUGUUUAAUCCUGUUAAUUUAGACUUUGAGCUAAGGCAAAAGGCAAUUGCAAGAGUUGAUGCGGACGUAGAUAAGACCCAGAAUUCUGAACAGAUACUUGAUACUUCAUCACUAGUUUCUGGCUGUUCUCCUGUAGAUAAAAUCAAGUUAUCCAAAACAGCUUCAGAAAAUCAGGGACUUGUGCUUCCUACUCACAAAGACAAGGAAGAGUCUCCACCGGCCGAGUCCACAGUGAGCCAGCGCCCAGCUUCCAGCAGCAGGGCUGGGAGGCUUUCCCCAACCCAGGCUGAGGAGCAUCUCCCGCAGCAGUGUGUUUCGGGUCGCACAGAAGAUAUUUCCGGCGGCUUGAACAACUCAUUUAUCGACAAGUUGGAGAGGAUCAUGAUUACGGACCAAGGUGACCACCACGCAGAAGCCGAGACCUUGACGAGCCUCUCUAGUGGGCCUCCUAAGAGGCCUCAUUACAUGGAAGUGCUAGAAAUGCGAGCCAAGAACCCAGUGCCCCCAUCACAUAAAUUUAAAACCAAUGUGUUACCGUCACAGCACGGUGGCUCACCGGGUCACUUUUGGAGGGCAGAGUCUCCUGUGUCCUCAGAGGAGCGGCGGCGCAGGGACAAGCAGCACCUGGAUGAUAUCACAGCAGCACGGCUCCUGCCGCUGCACCAUCUGCCCACGCAGCUGCUGAGCAUAGGAGAGUCUUUGGCACUUCAGCAACAGCAGAAGCAGAAUUACGAGGAAAUGCAAGCGAAGCUCGCAGCACAAAAGCUAGCAGAAAGACUGAAUAUUAAAAUGCAGAGUUACAGUCCUGAAGGGGAGUCUGUGGGGAGGUACCGAGAAGUGAGGGAUGAAGGCGACGCUCUGUCCUCUGACGACGAGUGCUGAAGACGGCGCUGCGGUGACCUGCGCUCCGACAGUUACAUCAGACUUGGUAACAAGUAUCGAGAUCAUCAGUGUCGGACAUAGCUGAGGGAAACACCUUAUAGUUACACCAAGGAAGCUACAAGAAAAAGCCCAAUUUGUUUUUUCAGAUGGUGAUCUUCAUGUGCUUGAAAAGUUUACUAUUUGAAUAUCGUGUUUAACCAUAUUGUAUUAAAGUUUUGCAGUUUGUUGUACAUUGAUCUGAUAUUUUAGUAUGUGGUAGAGCAGUUUUUUUCUUUAAGCCAAAUGAAAUCAGAUGACUGCUUGUCUCCUUAAUCUUACUUUUAUCAAACAGUAUUUCUCACAUCUUCCAGUGAUGGAUGUAGUUGUCCUGGACAGCUAAAGUGUGUUAGGAAGGCAGUUCCCUGCUUUCCUGCGUAGCUAAGGGAGCCGACUUGAGAAGCUGAGGCAGGCUGCAUGGAGCUCCUGAGCUAUUGGAAGUGAAGUGCCUAGGAGAACACUGGGAAACAUUCGGAAGUGUUUGCUUCCUCCUCCUAUCUUAUGUGAGGAAGCUUCUCCUUUCCUUCUCCUUAGGAACAGGAAUAGUUCUUGGAGAUGCUGCAUGUGGAGGGUCUCGUGGGAAGUCAGAUUCACGGGGAGUGACUGUACAGGAGGAGUCCACGGUGCCCGAGCUUGGUGAAAGUUUCAGUGCUGUUCUCGGGCGGCACCUGAUGGGUUCUGUGAGCUGGUGGGUGAGAAGUCCAAGUGUGGGACAUACGUGUCUGGUAAGGAAACCAGAAUUUUAAAGUUACAAUUAGGUUGUCAGUACAUUGGAGUUUUUUCCCCAAAGAAGUCAUAUAUAGGUCUUAGAAAUCUCAAUCUCAUAUAUACACGUUCCUGUCGUUUUAAAUGAUUGGAUGUUGUCUCCAGAGGAAUUAACGCUUACAUUAUCGAACAAUUCUUUGCCUGAUAUGUGGAGCCUUUAAAAUACUGAAAGCAAAAAAUAUUAGAACAACUUCAAAUGCUCGUGGUGACAUUUUACUGGUAUCUAAAGUUUGCUUCUUUAAAAAAGAGGCCGUUCGUGUGUGACGUUUGCCGGGAAGCACAUGGAGGCCAGAGGCCCUGUGACAGGUAGGGCUCGAGGCCUGCUCUGUUUGCUGGUAGGAGCUGCUUUCCAUCUUCCCUCUUCCUGGAAGAAGCAAACAUUAAAGAAUGCUGAACCGACAGUUUUGUUGUUUUUAGUUUUUAAAACUAAUAACGGGUUUCAAAACAAAGUGAUUUGAUAUUCCUUAGAGAAUGAAAACACGUCAUUUCUGCAGAGUGGGAAGCAGAGGUGCUCCUGUGCAUGUGCAGUCUUUAAGCCCACCCGCCAGACACAGCCUGUGGUGUUUAAGUCCGUACUGUUACUUAGUUUUCUCUGCGUAGCUAUACAUUCAUAUUUUGAAAAUGUAGUCAUACCAUAUAUUGUUUCAUAGACUGCUCUGACUAUUAUAAACAUUUUUCUGUA
Molecule: messenger RNA, 2695 nt
Organism: Chinchilla lanigera (long-tailed chinchilla)
Lineage: Eukaryota; Metazoa; Chordata; Mammalia; Rodentia; Chinchillidae
Gene: Polr2m
Product: polymerase (RNA) II (DNA directed) polypeptide M
Exons: 4
Coding region: 112-1212 (366 amino acids)
Biological process (GO): transcription elongation by RNA polymerase II; maintenance of ER location; intracellular signal transduction
Cellular component (GO): intracellular anatomical structure; nuclear envelope; RNA polymerase II, holoenzyme
Molecular function (GO): transcription elongation factor activity
Source: RefSeq, a predicted model, not a curated record